Quercus robur (English oak) is the source of this 690-nucleotide messenger RNA. RefSeq lists its product as uncharacterized. The transcript has a single exon. Lineage: Eukaryota; Viridiplantae; Streptophyta; Magnoliopsida; Fagales; Fagaceae. The record is from RefSeq and is a predicted model, not a curated record. The coding region runs from base 1 to 690 and encodes 229 amino acids.
AUGAAGUUUCCAAACUCUAAGGUAUUUAGGGAGGCAUUGAGGGAAUAUGCUAUAAACAAGCCAGUAGAUAUUAAGUUCAAGCUGAAUGAGAAGAAAAAGAUAUCAGCUUAUUGCAUAAAUGAAUGUGGAUGGAGGUGUUAUGCAUCUCAACUACCUAGGGAGUUGACAUUCCAAAUAAAAACAUUCAAUCCAGAGUGCACCUACCCUAGAUCCUUUAAACACAACCAAGUAACUGCAAGUUAUGUUGCAAAGAAGUUUAUGCAGGAGUUUGACAAAAAUCCCAAUUGGAAAGUGGCUAAUGUUCAACAUCAUGUGAAGCAAGCACUUGAAGUUGACAUAAGUUAUAGUCAGGUGUAUAAGGAAAAAAGGAAAGCUACUGACUUGAUUACUAGGGUUGAACAGUUGCAAUAUAGGAAGCUUAAAGAUUAUGCAGAGAUGAUAAGAUUGACUGAUAAAGGAAGUGGGGUUAUUUUGCAAACUAAAAUGGAAGAUGAAAAUGCACAGCCCAAAUUUAAGAGAAUGUAUAUAAGGUAUAAUGCACAAAAAGUUGGUUUUUUGGGAGGUUGUAGACCAAUCAUUGGUUUAAAUGGGUGCCACUUGAAAGGGAGAUUUAGGGGCCAAAUACUUUUUGCCACAGCUAGAGAUGCAAAUGAUAACAUUUUCUCAGUUGCAUUUGCUGUUGUUGUGUAA